This is a messenger RNA of Haemonchus placei, 108 nucleotides long. The record is from the annotation of a GenBank genome assembly. NCBI's taxonomy places the organism in Eukaryota, Metazoa, Nematoda, Chromadorea, Rhabditida, Trichostrongylidae.
AUGGUGAGAUGUUUGAGGUUUUAUCAGGGCUUUUACUACUAUAUCGACUGGCGAACCUUAUGUGGUCUCCCAGUUCUCUUUGGGUUCCAAGCCCUGACAAAGGACUAA